AUGUUAACUGUUUUUGAAAAAGACAAACCAAGCUUAUUAUGUAAUAUAGUUUCCAGCUUGUUAUCUAACGGUUCUGACCUUUUGGUGACCGGGACUGUAAAUGAUCCCAUUUACAUCCAACUCGUCUCCGCUGAUCACACUUCCAAUACCGAUACGGAUGAUACACAUCGGGAUAAAGAUUAUACAAAUAACACAAAUGAAACAUUCAAUGGUGGUCAUAUGAAUGGUGUAACCCCUAAGGUGAACAAUGGCAUCGAGUCUAUUCACAGAAUUAAAAACCAGGGAGACGACUACUACAGGCACAAAUUCCUGCUUAGACUGAGGAAAAAACAGUUUUACAACAAUUUUGACCUGGGAUUUUACCUUUUGGUUAAGUUUGGUGGACCUAAUACGACGAUGGGCAUCUCAAUUCUAAAUGAUGAUGAACUGCUGGAAUGCUCCCAGAUAUCCAAGUUCGAGACAUACAGAGAUGUAGAAAAAUGGUAUUUACAACAGUAUAAUUAUUUGCUGAGUCAGUAUCUGAAGGCUCGAUCCCGCAAAGGCCUGCAAACCAGCCAGGUUAACGCAUACGAAAAGUUAGCGAAGCUGAUACCAUGUAAAAAUUGGUUCGACAGGGAAAAAUUGCAUAAAAAACUAGUGGAGCAGAGGCACUGGAACCCAUUUUCAAUCUUCGGCUCAUCUAUACCAUACGUCAGCAUCAAUCAGGUUUUCAAUAUAGAAUCCAGCGACAGAUACGUAGUAGGAAUGAUAAAGGACGGAGUUCUUAGAAGAAUUGAGAAUAACAUGGGAAUUUCAAGCACGAAUGGAGGAACAAGAUACGAUGAAUACGAAAUCGGCAAUGAGCCGAAGUAUUAUAAUCCAUUCUAUGAAGAAUAUUCACCAAAUACCAUAAUGAUGAAGUACUUGCGCAGGAAAUGGAUCAAAGAAUCCAAAAAGACGACAAACUGGAACUACGACCCACUGCUGAACGUGGAGGCGCUCUGGUACAUCAACAGCACUGGGAGGUACCUGGAUAUGUCCAAGGAGGUUUGCGUCCUGCAAAAAUGCUACUGCACAACUCCGGACCCGUCUGUGCGCUUCAACUGGAAUGAUCCGAGGAAUCGCAGAGACAGCCCGAGGGGGUCGAUGGGAUUUAUGCUGGACUACAACGACUACAAGAGGGCCAGAAGCAGGUACAUUGAGCUGGACGACAUGCGAAAUGCUAAAGUCUGCAAGAAGGCGAAUCGCAGGGGCGGCAAAGGCCAAGACAGCGGUGAUGUGGAGGAAGAAAUUAAGCUGGCCUACUACUCAAACUACUUCAAACACAACACCCUAAGGUAG
Messenger RNA from Theileria orientalis strain Shintoku, 1320 nucleotides. RefSeq lists its product as hypothetical. The record is from RefSeq and is a predicted model, not a curated record. NCBI's taxonomy places the organism in Eukaryota, Apicomplexa, Aconoidasida, Piroplasmida, Theileriidae. The transcript is spliced from 3 exons. The coding region runs from base 1 to 1320 and encodes 439 amino acids.